Molecule: messenger RNA, 531 nt
Organism: Pyrus x bretschneideri (Chinese white pear)
Lineage: Eukaryota; Viridiplantae; Streptophyta; Magnoliopsida; Rosales; Rosaceae
Product: transcription factor bHLH140-like
Exons: 3
Coding region: 1-531 (176 amino acids)
Biological process (GO): single strand break repair; double-strand break repair
Cellular component (GO): nucleus
Molecular function (GO): single-strand break-containing DNA binding; mismatched DNA binding; DNA 5'-adenosine monophosphate hydrolase activity
Source: RefSeq, a predicted model, not a curated record
AUGAGGAAACACGAUCAAGAUCAAGAUCAAGAACCGAUCGAAGAAGAAGAGGAAGCAACGCAGAGAGAAGCAGGAAAAGGGAUCGAACGAAGGGUCGUGAGACUGGAGAAGCUAUUGGAAAUGUCGAAAGCUGAGUACCCCUUGAGAUCCUGCCGACGAGCUGAUUAUUUGAGAGAUUCAAAAAGCAAAGGGAAAGAUCCCUCAAUGCGACAACUGCAUCUGCAUGUUAUUAGCCAGGAUUUCGAUUCAAUACAUUUGAAGAACAAGAAACAGUGGAACUCCUUCAACACUGCUUUCUUUCGAGACUCCAUGGAUGCAAUAGAGGAAGUCAGUAGUGAUGGAAAAGCAAAGCUAAAAGAUGAUGAUAGCCUGUUGUCUACGGAGCUUCGAUGCCACCGAUGUAGAAGAGCUCACCCCAACAUGCCGCGAUUAAAAUCUCACAUUACCGACUGUCGAGCCCCCUUUCCAAGCACCCUGCUCCAAAAUGGUCGUCUUGUUCACGCACCAAGCAAUGUCAGCAUUGAUCCGUAG